This is a messenger RNA of Tribolium madens (black flour beetle), 2102 nucleotides long. It is a transcript of the gene Tdc2, whose product is annotated as tyrosine decarboxylase. Lineage: Eukaryota; Metazoa; Arthropoda; Insecta; Coleoptera; Tenebrionidae. The record is from RefSeq and is a predicted model, not a curated record. Gene Ontology annotation, molecular function: pyridoxal phosphate binding; carboxy-lyase activity. Bases 219 to 2102 code for a protein of 627 amino acids. Gene Ontology annotation, biological process: amino acid metabolic process. The transcript is spliced from 9 exons.
AUUCUUUAUGAGUUGAUGUGAUUGGAGUAAGAUUUCUGCACGUUUGACGUCGGUGCGAAAAGUCAAUUAGAUGGAGAAGCUCUUUUGUAGUCGGGGAUGCAAAAUUAUUGGGGAAAGAAGUCGUAGGUCGAAGGGUGAAAUUAUUUGCCGAGUUAAACGGUGGCAGUUGGUGGUGAAACUCGUGCCGGAGAAUCAGGAAGUUGUACGAAGCAACAGCCAUGGACUGUAACGAAUUCCGAAUAAAAGGCAAAGAAAUGGUCGACUACAUCUGCAACUAUAACGAAAACCUCCAUUCCCGUCGUGUCACCCCCAACAUCGAGCCCGGCUAUCUCCGCAAACUCCUCCCUGAAGAAGCCCCCCACAACCCCGAAGACUGGGACGCCAUAAUGUCUGACAUAGAGUCAAAAAUAAUGCCUGGAGUGACUCACUGGCAACAUCCACGAUUCCACGCGUAUUUCCCUUCUGGAAAUUCCUUUCCCUCCAUUCUUGGAGAUAUGCUUUCGGACGGUAUCGGCUGUAUUGGAUUCUCUUGGGCUGCAAGUCCGGCUUUAACCGAACUGGAGACCAUCGUUUUGGAUUGGUUGGGGAAGGCGAUCGGUUUGCCGGAUCAGUUUUUGGCGUUUAAGGAAGGAAGUCGAGGUGGAGGAGUUAUUCAAACGUCGGCGAGUGAAUGCGUGCUUGUAUCGAUGUUGGCGGCGAGGGCUCAGGCUUUGAAGAGGCUGAAACAGCAACAUCCGUUUGUGGAGGAAGGGCUUUUGCUGUCGAAAUUAAUGGCGUAUUGCUCCAAGGAGGCACACUCGUGUGUGGAGAAGGCGGCGAUGAUUUGUUUCGUGAAGUUGAGGAUUUUGGAACCGGAUGAGAAGUCGUCGCUGAGGGGGUCUACACUCAUGAUGGCAAUGGAGGAGGACGAAACCAUGGGCCUCAUCCCGUUUUUCGUGUCCACCACCCUAGGCACUACCUCCAGCUGUUCCUUCGACAACCUGAACGAAAUCGGCCCCGUGUGUCGCAAAUUUCCGUGUGUUUGGUUGCACGUCGACGGCGCUUACGCCGGCAAUGCCUUCAUCUGCCCGGAAUUAAAAUACCUCCUAUCCGGGAUCGAAUACGCCGACUCUUUCAACACAAACCCGAACAAAUGGCUAUUGACAAAUUUCGAUUGUUCCACAAUGUGGGUUCGAGACAGAAUUCGAUUAACAUCCGCAUUAGUGGUAGAUCCGCUUUAUCUCCAACACGGAUAUUCAGACGCCACGAUUGAUUAUCGACACUGGGGAGUCCCCUUAAGUCGCAGAUUUAGAUCACUGAAGCUGUGGUUUGUAUUAAGAAGUUACGGAAUUUCCGGACUACAAAAAUACAUCAGACAUCAUAUUAAACUUGCCAAGAUUUUCGAAUCCUUGGUGUUGAAAGAUCACAGAUUCGAAAUUUGCAAUGAUGUCAAACUGGGUCUAGUGUGUUUUCGGUUGAAGGGAUCUGAUAAAAUUAAUGAAAAAUUAUUGAGCAACAUCAAUGCUUCUGGAAAACUUCACAUGGUUCCUGCCAAUGUUAAUGAUAAAUAUGUUAUCAGGUUUUGUGUGGUGGCCCAAAAUGCUACAGAGGCUGAUAUAGAUUUUGCAUGGAAGGUUAUUAGAGAUUUUUCAGAAGAAUUAUUCGAUAGUCAGGCCUUAGAAAAAGAACAGGAGUUGCAAGACGAUGUUUUCGAACUGAUGGAACGCAAGAAGAAGGAGACUUUGGCCCACAAACGGUCGUUUUUUGUGCGUAUGGUCAGUGAUCCGAAGAUUUACAAUCCUUCGAUAGCCAAAGCUUUGCCCUCGACUCGGAGACAUCUGACCGAGACCGUCGAAUCACCCGAUGGGAAUGUCACGGUCCAACCGCCUUUGAGCGCUUCGUGGAUCAGCUGGCCGUUGGCCUUCCUAUUCCAAGGAAUCAACGAGGAUGGAAGUUCCAGCGACGUCCCAAUUCGAUUCCGGCAUCUCGAUACGAAAGUUCGAUUAAAAGCCGCUGGAAAAACAACAAACGGAGGCCAAUCGCCGUCUCCUGAGGGUGAAAAUAACAAAUCGCCGAAACGCUCGCCGGUUCUCACUCCAAAACUGCAUCAAACUGAUCACUAA